ACGCUGGUUUACCCCUGGAGGAGAACCAAGAGGAAAAACAUCGGCCCGCUUCCUUCCCGCGCCAACUUUUUCCCCCACUUCGGAGACUUUGAUAAAUUGACCAGAAAAGCGUUCGAAGCCGACUUUCUCUUCUUCUUCUUCUUCUUCUUCCUCCUCUUCCUCCUCCUCUUCUUCUUCGCCUUGAUAUCUCCAUCUCCAUCUUCAUCUCUGCUUCUUCAGCUUCAUCAGCUUCAUCGUCCUUAUCGGUAUCUUCACCGUCUUUGA
Messenger RNA from Trichophyton verrucosum HKI 0517, 264 nucleotides. RefSeq lists its product as uncharacterized. The transcript has a single exon. The record is from RefSeq and is a predicted model, not a curated record. Lineage: Eukaryota; Fungi; Ascomycota; Eurotiomycetes; Onygenales; Arthrodermataceae. The annotation marks the transcript as partial.